Hydractinia symbiolongicarpus is the source of this 2808-nucleotide messenger RNA. RefSeq lists its product as uncharacterized. Lineage: Eukaryota; Metazoa; Cnidaria; Hydrozoa; Anthoathecata; Hydractiniidae. The transcript has 8 exons. Bases 571 to 1821 code for a protein of 416 amino acids. The record is from RefSeq and is a predicted model, not a curated record.
GGCUGUGGAGCAUUCAUCGUGUAAAGUUUUUCCACGUAUUUGAACAAUAACGAAAAAACUUCCUUUGUAUCAAUAUUUUUGUCUAGGAUUGUAGCUAGUUUUUGCCUGAGCUGCAAAUUAGUUGGUCAACUCACUCUCAUUUCAGAUCUUUUAAAUGAUCAGAGUGUAAUUGCGGGAUAGCGGGAUGGUUUAACAUAUACUGAAAUACCAACACUUAUAUAAUAAUGAGAUUGAAAGUAUCACAAUAUCGAUUUUAAUAAUUAGAUGAAACAUGUCAUAAAUUUUCACGGAAUUCAUUUUAAUUGUAAUGACUUCUUUGUGCCACGACCUUUAAAAGGGUUAAUUACAUGUAAAUAAAAGAAAUACUAAACGAGAUCAGUUUGCUUUCAUUAAACUUUCUUUAUUAAACAGAAAGUUGCUUUCAUUAAAAAUUAUUCAUUAAAUAGAAAGUUUUUUUUUAAAGCUGUGACAGUGAUUAAAUGUAAAAACCUUUAUAGAACUGUCAAUGAUGUAAAGUUUAUAUUACAUGUUAAAUUGCUGUUGUGUAUCUCUGUUAAGUUCUGGAUUGAGAUGAUAAAAUUUACAAGCAUUUGUAUCAGCUUGGUAUUUUGUUUUUAUUUUGUGAAGACAAUAGAAGUAUACAGAGCAAUCAGGGAUGUAAUACAAAACGUGAAAGAGAAUGAAUGUAAUAAUAUUCAUGAUACGAUAUGGGUAGAAAGAAAAAAUGUCAGAGGCCACUGUAGUUGCAACAAAUUGCACAGAACUUUUAAAAUUGUUAAUGAUGUACCUGGUUGUUUUUCUUAUGAAGAGAUUUCACCAGAAUGCGACGGCCAUAUUCUGAUUGCACAAUAUCCAGGAGGUGAAUUGAAUGGUGAAAUUAGCCAUGACAUAAACAUAACUAACUCUUGUCAUAAGUCAAUAAUGUUGUGGAAUUACACUGCCUCGUUGUGGGAGCUUCUAGAUUCAAUCGUUGACGUUACUACAGAAUAUAGAAGUGCACAACUUGACAAGAUUUCUUUUCAGUUUGAUCCUGUGCGAAAAGUCGAAGGAAGAUUAAUGAAGUUAAAUUCUGUUUGUGGUUAUGUGUCCUGUUACAUUCUGAAAAUUUUGGGGACGCAUAUUUAUAAUACAAUUUCACCACCAUUAACAUCACCAACGGAAUCGACAACAAGACCUACAAUGAAGAUUUCUACGAUGUCGACAGUCAAGACAAUGACAUCAGAGGCAAUUGCGACACUAACAACGAGGACUAAAACUGCAAAUCCCUCAACAGAUGCAUCAGGCAAAAACACAACUGAAAGAAUGUCAUUGACCACAAUAUCAAAAUUUUCAAGAACAUUAAAUAAAAAUGCGAACAAAAAUAACAUGACGGUUAUUAUAGGUGCGGUCAGUGGUGUAAUCCUAAUCCUCUUCAUCUGGGCAAUUACGAUUGUUUUACGGCGAAGAAAAUUAAACAGAAGUAAGGCAUCCACACCUGCGGUGAAUAAUGCCGCAUAUAUGAUAAAGAAUCAACACAGCGCGCCAGCAAAUGACUAUGACUACGCCACACCAGAUCUACAGAUGGUUUCACAUUCACAAAAUCAAAGGAGUGACAAGUCGACAGAUAAUGUUUAUAAAGAAUUGGACAUUGCAAAUGGAACUAAUGACCGAGAAUAUUCCCAAUUGUCAUACCGCAAUAACGGUGAAACUUUCGAACAUAAGAAUGAUAUGUUUAACGAGCCGUUGUAUUUUGAAACUGAGAUAGAGACUGGCGAAAUUGAUGAACAUGUUCUGUCAAAUACAUCUGAACCUGUAUAUGUGGAAACUGUGCCGGAAGAAUAAGUUUAACGAUAACAUGUAAUAUCAUGUGACACACGCUAAAAAUUGAUGUUGGAUAAUAUGUGUGGAUAAAUAAUUUAAGUGAAAAUACAGGUGAUAUUGUUAAUAAAAUAUAAUUAACCUUUAGUGACGUUUCUUGUUUCUAUUUCAUAGUUUGUCCAUGUAAGUAAGAUGACACCAGUAUCGACCCAAUUGUUCAAUAUUUUUGUGUAGGAUUGUAGCUACUUGUUGUUGCACCUGCACUUAAUAGGCCUCUGACUCUGACUCCGUUUUUCUAAAUGAUCUAAGCGUUGGCAAGCUGUUCAUUAAAUUUUGGUUUUAAAUUUACAAGCAAACAUUAUAUAAAACAUGCAGUUGGAUAUCUCAAGCGGCUGGAUGGUUUAACAUAUACCAAGAUACGAGAACACUUAUAUAUUAAUGCAAUUGAAGGUAUCACAAUAUCGAUUUCAAUAAUUAGAUGAAACAUGUCAUGAAGUUCCACGGAACAUUUAUUUUAAUUGUAAUGACUUCCUUGUGCCACGACCUUUGAAACGGUCAAUUGCAUGUUAGUAAAAGAAAUACUAGUAUAGACCAAUUUCCUUAUAUUGAAGUUUCUUUAUUACACAGAAAGUUUUGUUUGCGACAGUGAUUAAAUGAAAAAACUUUAUAAAACUAUCAAUGAUGUAAAGCUUAUAUCAUUUGUUAAAUUGCUGUUCAGUAUCUUGUUAAACUCUGGAUUGAGAUGUGAAAAUAUACAAGCAUUUCUAUCAGCUUUGUGUUUUAUUUUUACUUCGUGAAGACAAUAGUAGUAUACAGAGCAAUCAGGGAUGACAUACACAACGUGACCGAGAAUAAAUGUAACAAUAUUCAUGAUACGAUAUGGGAAGAAACAAAAAAUGUCAGGGGCUACUAUAGAUGCAACAAAACUGCACAGAACUUUCGAAAUUGUUAAUGAUGUACUUUGUUAUUUUUCUUAUGAAAAUAUUUAACCAGGUGGAUAUUUUCUUAACA